Molecule: messenger RNA, 930 nt
Organism: Cyphellophora attinorum
Lineage: Eukaryota; Fungi; Ascomycota; Eurotiomycetes; Chaetothyriales; Cyphellophoraceae
Product: Peptidoglycan deacetylase
Exons: 2
Coding region: 1-930 (309 amino acids)
Biological process (GO): carbohydrate metabolic process
Molecular function (GO): hydrolase activity, acting on carbon-nitrogen (but not peptide) bonds
Source: RefSeq, a predicted model, not a curated record
AUGGCAAGUGAGAACAAUAAGCGCCGGCGUCGCUUGAGAAUAUGCCUCUCUGUGGACUUCGAUGCCGUCUCUGGGUAUCUUGGAACUGGCUAUGACCCAAAGAACACGUUGGCAGACUUCUCUGCCGGCAUCUUCAGCGCCAACGUUGGUGUCGGUCGUCUGCUCACACUUUUCAAGAAGCACGGGAUUUCAGACAAAGUCUCGUGGUACGUGCCUGGUCAUUCACUUGAGACGUUUCCGACCCAAGCCAAGGCCAUAGCAGAGUCUGGAGCCGAGAUUGGUCUUCACGGAUACAGCCACGAAGGCGCAUAUGCUAUGACUGUUGAGCAGGAGGAAGACGUCCUGAAGAAGUGCAUCGAGCUUGCGACCGUGCUACGUGGAGGCACACGUCCCGUCGGGUAUCGAGCACCUCUAUAUCAAAUCCGCGAGACCACUGUGAGGCUCCUACAGAAGUACGAAUUUUCAUACGACACGAGCAUGAAUGCUCACGACUCCCUGCCAUACUUCUUACCAAAUCCAUUUCUCGGGGAGCCUCCUCUGGCACCAGACUAUCAGCAGAAAGCGGAGACAUGGAUGAAGCCUGCCGUCAUACCCGCGCAACCUGUUCGUGGAACCGCUGAAGCACAGAAGGCCCUCGUGGAGAUACCUGGCAGCUGCGUUGAUGUCGUUGAGAAGAUGUGGUGGGAUCGAUUCGAUUGGAUAUGGGAGAAUGAGAGCUGGCUAGACGACGGUCCGGGGAAGGACUAUGGCAGCAUCUUUCCGAUGAUCUGGCAUCCAGAGAGCGCAGGCCGAGCACAUGUCGUCGGCAUGAUCGACAAGUUCAUUGGAAAGCUGAAUGAGAAGAUGAAGACGGCUGACUCGGGAGAGAUCACAUUCGAGACAGGUGAAGCUAUAGCGAGCAGCUGGAGGCAGUCCGCUGGGAGCGGAUGA